AUGGACGAAUCACGAGUCAAUCGAAACUCCUGGGUUGAGGCGGUCUCGCCCAGCUACCCAUCGCCGGAUGUACCUCGUCCCUUUGCUGAGAACCAGCGUGAUUCUACUGGAUCAUCUGUAUAUUCAGUUCCCGACUUUCCUGUUCCUCAGGCUCCUGCUAUGCCACAGAUCCCUCAUCAAGUCGCUCGACCAUUUUACCAGCCUAAUCGUCGGCCACCACUGGGUCCACCUCCUUCGGCGCGCAGAGGACCCUCAUCGUAUUAUCCACAAACGAGUCAUGUUGCGCCCAUUGUAGAGGAAACAGACAGUCAACGGGGAACGCACGAUUCCAAGAGUUCGUUCGCUUCCAGCAAUGCAAUUCCUAUCGGUAUAUCGAGACAUCUUGCCGAUCAACACGAUAUGAAUGAGCACGACGGCUCUCCCUUCCAGGACCAGUACGAGGAUUCGGAUUCCAGCGAGCCUGAACAGAUGCGCCCCGUUCCCGUUCGUCAGGCCAGUAUCGGUCGCAAGUCAAUCCCGGUCUUGACUACGAUAAAGAAUGGGGACCUACGGCCAGAUAGCCAGACUCGGCCCAUGGCUCACGUGAACCCACAAGAAGGUCGCAGUAACACACAACCUGGCCGGCAACCACUCCGAAGACCUGGCACUUCCGAAAAUGUCGAAUCUGAGAUCAUGGACAUGAGUUUCCCGAUGGUUGACAUGUCUCCAGAGGAACGUUCAGAAAGGUCAUUCCCUCCGUUGUCUACCCGGACAAACAGCAGUGAUAUUCUCGGCAAGGAUGCCAUCGUAUCUGGAUCCGAGAAGCCUAUGCGCCAUCAGUUGUCACCUGAGUUACUAUCAACUCAGAAGGAGAAUUCUUCUUUUUCGGCUUUUGAAACCUCUGAAAAGGGCGCUGCUCCGAAUCUAGAGAAACAAAUGACACUCGGCGAGAGAGUUGGUUCUAGACGCCCACCAAGGCUCGACGUAGAUGCUGUCCGCGAGGCCGAAGCACGGGGUAGUCUUACCAGUCUUCCAGACCUCAUUCGCAGAGCUACUAAAGUCGCAUCCAACCUCGAUCGUGGCAGGACUGCGAGCAGACUUGGGCUUAAUUUCUUUGAUGAUGAUGCGCAAAGGGCGCACGGUCCAGAUAAUAGGCGGUCGGGCUCACUGUCAGACAUUCUUGCUUCAUUCCCUCCUCCGGGGCUUGCAACUCCCACUGGAUCUAGAGGAUCUAGAGGAGGUUCUAGAAAUUCGCGAGCUAUGCCGUGGUCAUCCAAUCUGCAGCAUAGCUCCCUUCCUUCUGAGAGUGAUCUUGGUGAGGAACCCGGACGACGAAGGAGGUGCUGUGGCAUGCCUUUAUGGCUGUUCUUCACGUUACUUCUGCUUGUGGUCGUCCUUGUUGCCGCUGCUGUUAUAAUCCCUGUUGUUCUCGUUGUCAUUCCUCAACAGAACAAUGCUCACAACGGUGCGUCAGCCUCUGCACUUGCUACUUGCCAGAAGUCUUUAGAAUGCAAGAAUGGUGGCAUCAACAUCCUAGGUAGUGACGGCAGUUGCAGUUGUCUGUGCGUCAAUGGGUUUGCGGGCUCUGAAUGCACGCAGGCUUCGAGUGCGUCCUGCACAACCACCAACGUUGGCAGUGUCAACAACGUGACUCUUGGAGAAUCUAUCCCUCGUCUCUUUACUGAAUCCGAAACGAACUUCAGUAUAUCUCUGAAUGCUUCAAACAUCUUGGGGCUUUUCGCUUCAUCCAAGCUAACGUGCACAUCGGAGAAUGCAUUGGUUACCUUCAAUGGUCUCUCUGCUCGCUCGCUUAGAGAAGAAAAGGUCAAGGUUGAUCCUUCACCGACAAGAAUCUUGGAAGAACGUGCGGACUCGACGACUGUCGCUGGAGCUGCUGUCACAAGUAACGGUAUUGUCUUUGCAAGCGGGUCAGCAAGCGACGCGCCUCCCUCAUCAGCCUCUUCCGGACUAAGUGGUAUCGCAUCGCCCUCGUCGUCGUCAACAUCUCUUUUGUCUGACUCAUCGACACUCGAUUUUGCUCGAAUCGCAGUGCUAUUCGUGUUCCAGGAGUCCGGUCAACUCAGCAAUGCGAUCGCCGCUCAGGAGAACCUCCAGAGCUACUUUACCUCAGGCACCACUAGCACUGGGCAGCAGAUUAAUGCCUCGAGUAUUGACCUCGGCGCUAGUAUCAGUGCAAAUCUCGAGAAGCACUCCCUCACAUUAUCCAACGGCACCAACAUUGGUGGCUAGAGUUUCCACGACUUCUUAAUUCUAUUCUAUCCUCUUCCAUACCUUCGACACCUUCGAAACCUUCGAUUUAUCUACGAGUAAUACCUUUUUCUGCUGUUUUUAGCCUGU
Messenger RNA from Aureobasidium pullulans EXF-150, 2337 nucleotides. RefSeq lists its product as uncharacterized. Lineage: Eukaryota; Fungi; Ascomycota; Dothideomycetes; Dothideales; Saccotheciaceae. The record is from RefSeq and is a predicted model, not a curated record. The transcript is spliced from 2 exons. Bases 1 to 2229 code for a protein of 742 amino acids.